CUUGUGCGUUGUUAGCCGGUGGGAGAGUGUGGCAAGUCGGGAAAUUGACAAACCUAGCCAGCGAGAAAGAACAGCUUGUAGGGGCAACAAUACAUAUAUUCUUGACGUUGUAGCCCAAAAUGAGUUCAAUUGGCACCGGGUAUGAUUUGUCUGCAUCUACAUUCUCCCCAGACGGGAGAGUUUUUCAAGUUGAAUACGCCAUGAAAGCAGUAGAAAACAGCAGCACAGCCAUUGGGAUCAGGUGCAAAGAUGGGGUGGUGUUUGGAGUUGAAAAGCUUGUCCUCUCCAAGCUGUAUGAAGAGGGUUCAAACAAACGCAUCUUCAACAUCGACCGGCAUGUGGGAAUGGCGGUGGCAGGACUCUUGGCAGAUGCGCGAUCUCUUUCGGAAAUUGCGCGAGAGGAGGCUUCCAACUUCAGGUCCAAUUAUGGUCAUGACAUUCCCUUGAAGCACCUUGCUGACAGAGUGGCCAUGUACGUGCACGCGUACACCCUGUACAGUGCGGUCAGGCCCUUCGGGUGCAGCUUCAUGCUGGGGUCGUAUGACGAAGACGAUGGUCCCCAGCUGUAUAUGGUGGACCCUUCAGGAGUUUCUUACGGUUACUGGGGAUGUGCUAUUGGAAAGGCAAGACAAGCUGCAAAGACAGAGAUUGAAAAACUCCAGAUGAAAGAACUGACCUGCAGGGAACUGGUAAAAGAAGUGGCUAGAAUAAUCUACAUUGUCCAUGAUGAAGUAAAAGAUAAAGCCUUUGAACUGGAACUCAGCUGGGUUGGAGAAGUAACAAAGGGCAGACAUGAACUGGUACCGAAAGACAUCAAAGAGGAAGCCGAGAAAUACGCUAAAGAAUCUCUAGAAGAGGAGGAUGAAUCUGAUGAUGAUAAUAUGUAAAGCACUCUGUUCAGCAUUUUCUUUAAUGUUUUCAUAAAAAAAACUAUCUUAAAUAAAACUGUUGCAAUUGA
Lepisosteus oculatus (spotted gar) is the source of this 958-nucleotide messenger RNA. RefSeq names its product proteasome 20S subunit alpha 3 (gene psma3). NCBI's taxonomy places the organism in Eukaryota, Metazoa, Chordata, Actinopteri, Semionotiformes, Lepisosteidae. The record is from RefSeq and is a predicted model, not a curated record. Gene Ontology annotation, cellular component: synapse; proteasome core complex; proteasome core complex, alpha-subunit complex. Gene Ontology annotation, biological process: proteasomal protein catabolic process; ubiquitin-dependent protein catabolic process.